Molecule: messenger RNA, 984 nt
Organism: Leptopilina boulardi
Lineage: Eukaryota; Metazoa; Arthropoda; Insecta; Hymenoptera; Figitidae
Exons: 1
Coding region: 1-984 (327 amino acids)
Biological process (GO): DNA replication
Molecular function (GO): DNA binding; nucleotide binding; DNA-directed DNA polymerase activity
Source: RefSeq, a predicted model, not a curated record
AUGCCUAAAGAAAAAUAUGUUAUUCAUUAUCGUACGCUCAAACAAGUUGUGGCAAACGAUAUUAAAAUUGUGAAAAUCCACCGUGUCUUGCAGUUUAAGCAAUCAACCUGGCUUAAACCGUACAUCGACUAUAACACAAUGAUGCGAACCAAUGCUAAAAAUGAGUUCGAAAAGAAUUUGUUUAAGCUUAUGAACAAUGCGGUGUACGGCAAGACGAUGGAAAAUGUCCGCAAACAUGUUGACAUUAAACUCGUCACAAAAUGGUUUGGCCGCUAUGGAGCUGAAGCUCUAAUCUCCCGCCCAAAUUUCAAAAGUCGAGCAAUUUUCGACGAAGAUCUGGUUGCUAUUGAAUUGCGCAAAGUCGAGGUACUACUCAACAAACCAAUCUAUGUAGGGUUAAGUGUGCUUGAUAUAUCUAAGACGCUAAUUUACGAUUUCCAUUAUGGUCACAUGUUGAAAAAAUACGGCGAUGCUUGUAAACUGCUGUAUACCGAUACAGACAGUCUUAUCUAUGAAAUCAAGUGUGAAGAUAUUUACAAAGACAUGAAAAAAGAUAUUGACAAGUUUGAUACAUCUGAUUAUCCCGCGAAUAACGUCUAUGAUAUUCCGCAAGUCAACAAAAAAGUCCUCGGCCUCAUGAAAGAUGAGUGCAACGGCAGAAUUGUAACUGAAUUUGUUGGCUUGCGGAGUAAGAUGUACAGUGUACGCGUUGAAGAUAAAGAUUUUAUUAAAAAAGCUAAAGGUGUUAAAGCCGGCGUUGUUAAAAAGACAAUUCAAUUUGAUGAUUAUGUAAAAUGUCUAAGAGAUUUUGAUAUUCAAACUCGCACACAGUAUAAUAUAAGAUCGCGGCUACAUAAUGUUGAAACUGUUAAACAGUUGAAAGUAGCCUUAUCUCCACAAGAUGACAAGCGGUAUUUGUUACCGGGGAGUACCGAUACUCUACCGUGGGGUCACUAUGCGAUCCCAAAUCUCGACGAUUUGUAA